GUAGAUACAAACAUAGAACUCCACAGAUUGAUGUAAAAAUAAAAAUUAAACAAGAUGAAACAAAAAUUACAGAAAACUGUAAAAGUUCGAUAUGUGUGGUCAAAUAUCAUGGUUCUCGGCAUUUUACACCUCGCAGGAUUAUACGGAAUGUUUCUAAAGUUCCAAAAUAUACCAGCAGAUAUUUUCAUGAUAGUUUACGGAGUAAUAUCAACAUUGGGCAUCACUGGAGGUGCACAUCGUCUAUGGCAUGGCCGGCCAAUCCCAGGCCCGCGGGCCACGAAGUGGCCCGCCAGGACAUUUGAAUUUGCCCGCCGCAAAAACCAAAGUUGGAACUUUUGUAUGUGUAUAAUAUUUUAUCACAUUAGCACAAAUUAUUCUUAUGUUCAUGGCACCUAUCAAAACAGUAUUUAUAUUUGGGCGAGAGAUCAUCGCCUGCAUCAUAAAUGUUCUGAAACAGAUGCUGAUCCCCACAACGCAAAAAGAGGAUUCUUUUUCAGUCACGUCGGAUGGUUAAUGAUGAAAAAACAUCCCGAUGUUAUCAAUAAAGGCAAAACAAUUGAUAUGAGUGAUUUAUAAGCUAAUAAAAUAGCUAUGUUUCAACAUAGACAUUAUUAUCUCUUAGUUCUGUUGAUUGCAGCUGUGUUACCAUCUUGUUUCGCGCAUUACGCACUUGGAGCAUCGUGGAAAGUCGCCAUUUUUCGUGUAACGAUUUACAGAU
This is a messenger RNA of Dalotia coriaria, 718 nucleotides long. RefSeq names its product acyl-CoA Delta-9 desaturase-like. The record is from RefSeq and is a predicted model, not a curated record. NCBI's taxonomy places the organism in Eukaryota, Metazoa, Arthropoda, Insecta, Coleoptera, Staphylinidae. Gene Ontology annotation, cellular component: endoplasmic reticulum membrane. The coding region runs from base 55 to 576 and encodes 173 amino acids. The transcript has 4 exons. Gene Ontology annotation, molecular function: iron ion binding; stearoyl-CoA 9-desaturase activity. Gene Ontology annotation, biological process: unsaturated fatty acid biosynthetic process.